AUGAAGAUUGUGGUUUGUUGUGGAGCGUUCUGCAGGGAGCAGGCUUCAGUGUUUUAUCCUGACAUCAAAGCUCUAAAUCAGCUGGGAGGGUCCCCUCAGUCCAAAGACAUCCACUCAGUAACUGUUGGAUCUAAACUGGCGAUAGGUGUGAAUUCUUUUCCAGGUAACAGUAACGCAGACAGUGUGGUCCACUACAAGCUGCAGCAGCCGGCGAUCGCCCGCUUUAUCCGUCUCAUUCCUCUGGACUGGAAUCCAAACGGUCGGAUUGGACUCCGGCUGGAGACCUAUGGAUGUCCUUACAGUGCUUCUCUGAAUGACGGUCAGUGGCAUUCAGUGGAGCUGAAUUCCAGACAAGGUCGUCUAACCAUCACAGUGGAUAAAGAGGAAAGAGACAGCUCUCAAGCCAGCCCAUCGUUUCCUGUCACUGUAGAAAGUCACCUCUUCUUCGGCGGUUGUCCUGUUGAAGAUGGCAGUCAGAAGUGCAGAAACCUGUUUAGUGUCUUCCAGGGCUGCAUGCGUUUGUUUACUGUGGACAAUCAAAACCUGGACCUGAUUAAGGUGCAGGAAAAGCAACUUGGAAACUACAGCAACCUGCAGAUUGACAUUUGUGGAAUCAUUGACAGGUGUUCUCCCAGUCCUUGUGAACACGGCGGUCCCUGCAGUCAGUCCUGGACUGUCUUUCACUGCAACUGCUCUGACAGUGGCUACAGUGGAGCGACCUGCCACAGCUCUGUGUAUGAACAGUCCUGUGAGGCAUACAAACACAAUGGCAACACAUCGGGACAUUUUUAUAUCGACGUGGAUGGCAGCGGACCAAUCAAACCGCAGCUGGUCUACUGCAACAUGACAGAGGAGAACACAAGGAUGGUGAUCCAGCACAACAACACAGAACUGACCAGACUCCGACCAUUUACAGGCGUAAACCAGUAUUCAAUCCACUUUGACUACUCGUCUGAGGAAGAGCAGCUGUUGGCCGUUAUUAAGCAGUCGGAGCACUGUGAACAGGAACUGUCUUAUCACUGCAAAAUGUCCCGUCUCCUCAACACCCCAGAGGGCUCUCCACUCAGCUGGUGGUUCGGCGGACCCGGUACAGGUCGAGUUCAGACUUAUUGGGGUGGAGCUCAACCGGGCAGCCAGCAGUGUGCCUGCGGUCUGCAGGGCGACUGUGUCGAUCUACAACACUACUGCAACUGUGAUGCUGACCGCAUGGAGUGGACUGAAGACUCAGGCCUGCUCACCCAUAAGGAGAGCCUACCUGUCAGGUCUCUGGUGUUGGGUGACAUACAGAGGCCAGGAUCAGAGGCUGUGUACAGGGUGGGACCACUGCAGUGUCACGGCGAUCGGAAUUUUUGGAAUGCUGCGUUUUUCGACAAGGAGACAUCGUACCUCCACUUUCCUACUUUCCACGGAGAGCUGAGCGCAGAUAUCUCCUUCCUGUUUAAAACCAUGGCCUCCUCCGGUGUAUUUCUGGAAAACCUGGGCAUCAAAGACUUCAUCCGGAUUGAACUGAGCUCCUCCACUCAGGUGGUUUUCUCCUUUGAUGUUGGUAACGGCCCGUUGGAGGUUCGUGUCGAGUCGAGCUUCCCACUGAAUGACAACCGGUGGCAUCGAGUCCGAGCCGAGCGGAAUGUCAAGGAAGCGUCGCUUCGACUGGAUGAACUUCCUGUCGCCACACAGGAGGCGCCAGCUGACGGACACUUCCACCUGCAGCUCAACAGCCAGCUGUUCAUAGGAGGGACAGCAUCCAGGCAGAAGGGCUUCCGGGGCUGUAUCCGCUCUCUGCAGCUGAACGGCGUCACUCUGGACCUGGAGGAGAGGGCGAAGAUAACACCAGGCGUUCAACCCGGCUGCCCGGGUCACUGCAGCAGCUACGGCUCGCUCUGCCAGAACCAUGGCCGCUGUGUGGAGAGAGCUAAUGGCUUCCACUGUGACUGUAACCUGUCAGCGUACACCGGAGUCUUCUGCCAAACAGAGGUGUCAGCCAGCUUCAAGUCAGGAACAUCUGUCAGCUACACCUUCAAGGAGCCCUACGAGAUGAGCAGGAACAGCAGCGCUCUGCCAUCCUCCAUCUACUCUGACAUGACGCUCAGAGGAGAAAACGUCUCCCUGAGCUUCAGGACGAACCAGAGCCCAGCUCUGCUGCUCUACGUCAGCUCCUACUACAGAGAAUACCUGGCUGUGCUCAUCAAUAAACAUGAUAAGCUGGAGGUGAGAUACAAGCUGGACAGCAGCAGAGACACGGAAGUGCUGAGGAGCAAAGUGAGGAACCUCGCCAACGGACAGCUGCACACCGUCUCCAUCAGGAGGCUGACAGACUCUGUGUCUGUGCAGAUUGACCAAAAUGCCAGAGAAGACUUCAACCUGACAUCUGACGGGGAAUUUAAUGCAAUCAAGUCGCUGGUGUUGGGCAGAGUGCACGAGUCUGAUGACCUGGAUGCAGACCUAUCCAGGUUGGCUUCCCUCGGUUUUACAGGCUGCCUGUCAGUUGUCCACUUUAACACCAUCAGCCCUCUGAAAGAAGCUCUGCUCCGCCCCAACUCCAGCCCCGUCAUCAUCACUGGACCUUUAGCUCAGUCCAACUGCGGCUCCGCAGCUUCUGCCAAUUCCUAUUCAGCUGAGAACACACACCACUUGUCAGACCAGUCUGGUUCAGUGGGUUCAGGUGUACCCUUAGUCAAUUCCAUCAGGAUUGACUCGGCCCUAAUUGGAGGUGUCAUUGCAGUAGUCAUCUUUGUGAUUGUGACUGCACUGGCGAUAACGGCCAGAUUCCUCUACCGGAGGAAGGAUACAUAUCGUAACAAGGAAGUGAAGAGAGUCAACCAGGAGGACAGCCAAGACUUUCCUUUUAACAACCAGGCUGACUCCCAGAAUCUCUCCACUGAAAACCCAAAGGAGUAUUUCAUUUAACUGGAGGCCCGAUGACCUGAUGCACUUCUGGGCUUUUGGACCCGAAGCUGCAGACAGACGCAUCUUGACACGCCUUGGGACUUUGCAGUGCACUCGAGAGCCACUUAGACACUUCUAUGACAGAAGUGGCUCUGCAGCAUGUGAAAAGCAAAGAAGAACAAUUUUCACAGUGUUGUCUUUCUGUUGCUUAAUGUAAAAUGUGAAUACACUGAUGCAACAGCGUUGGACUUUAAGGGUGUUGAUAUACUUGUUCAAGCAACUGUAAAUAUUCAGCAAUGUGAAACACUGAAUAAUGUCUUUGUAACAAUCUGGCUAAUGUUGAAAUGUUGGAAAUAAUGGAGGUAACAGUAUUUUUAUUGUGCAUGGGCAGGGAGAGUGUGAAGCUGUCUUCUGUUUGGAUUUCACCUGGAGAAAGAUGGGGAUAAACUCCAAACUGCCUGCGAGACAUUUGCCUGCAUUUCAAAUGAUCCAACAAAAGCUAUCCAUGGAUAUUUUAUAUUUACCUUUUUCAUGUUUCCAGCUAUUCUUCCCAGUAACUGGCUGUUUUUAACCCCUUCUCGAGUUUUCAUUAACGUUUGUGAGGUCAGUGGUCUAAAUAUACAGUAUAUGCGAAUUACAUCCGUAGAAAUUAUUCCUCAUCACACAAACACAUUCCAAAGUUAUGAGUUUGAUCACUGUUGACGGAAAAUGUGUAUCCUGACAAUAAGAAAGCAAUGUUACCACAAAGGUUGUUAUUGUCUUAGUGAUUCAGGUGAUGGGCCGUUGUAGGUUUUUUCACUCACUGUUCAGCCAUUAGGCCCAAAGCUUUGUGUUCAAGCUCACCACUCAAAGCAUCAUCUUUGGUGUCAGUAGACAGCUGUAUUCACAAAAAAGGCCCACUGUGGUACCGGUGUUCUGACAAAACGUCCUACUUUGUCAAGACAUCCUACUGUAACGUAAAUUAUAGUCAUGUCUAUCAGUCUGUGCUACCUUAUCAGAAUAUGCUAUCUUACGUGGUUUAUACCUCCAUCGUACAUAGGACGGUAGGACGUUCUGAUGGCCAAAUCACACUGCUGUUAUUUAUUUAGGUAGGACAAGGUUUAAGCUGUACGCCAGUUUACAGAAGUUUAGAAAUACUGAAUCAAGACUUGAAAUAUGACUUUAAUUGAGACUCCAAAUUGGAGUAUUUUUGCACAAAAAAACAAAACGCAUGUUAGCUUGAAAAGUUAACAAAUUGACAACAGCUUAAGGAAAACAAGUAUCCACUGUAAUAAAGAAGUAAAAUAUAUAAUACUAACCUUUUUUCACAUGCAUGAGAUCAGGGUAGGAUCAAAGAAUAGGCGUGUAGUAUUAACACCUAAAAUAUGGCCGUUUUGAGUUGUGCGCAUGCGCAGUAACAACAAGUAGGACAGCUUGAUAGGUAGGGUGUUUUGCCAGGACACCAGCUCAAACAUCAGGCUCCGUGUGUAAUGUAAUGGAGCAUUGAGCAGCAAAAGAGCCAAAUAUCUUUUUAUGAGACCAAACCAGAACUAAAAAGAUUUCCCAACUUGUUACACCGUCAGUACAGGAUGUGUACUACAGACGUGCCUGGUCACCAAUUUGCAAUUAUCAUUUAAGCAAGAGAUAAAAAUUGACUAGUUUGCUAGUCUAAAGAUUCCUUUAAUUACAUUGUGACACUGACUAUUUGCUAUGUUAUACAUGGCAGUGUGUCUGAGUAGUUUGCUGAGUUUUUCCAACUGUACGAUCAGUAGCUUUGAUUUUUUUCCACUCCAGUAUCCACAUCUUGGUACAGAAUAUGGUUCUAAUUAAUUCUGAGAAAUAUGAAGGUCCAAAACACAGCCACUCUUUUUAUUUUAUUAUAUUUUUUAAAUCUUUUGUUCAGCAAAACAGUCAUGGUUUGUAUGGCUGUCAUCUAUUGGCUGUCUCGUUUGUUUAUUUACAAGGCCGUUCACCGAAAGAGAGAGACAGAUAGGGGAGCAGCCGUGUGUCAGGGCUGCAGUCCUGGGAUGUGGUUGGUUAUAUAACCAGAGCUGGAAUGACGAACUGUCAAUACAGUAGCUAAAGUACAGUAGUACAUUUUUCUCUGGGAAAGGCUGUGCACAAUGGUAUCCAAAAUGUGGUUGUUUUUUUUUUCAAGUCUUAAUAUUAUGAUCCUAAAAAUACAUUCUCUAAUUGAUAUGUAAGUUCAUAUCAUGUGAACAGUUAUCAAAGUCAGAUGAUUUUUUUUAUAUAAUUUCAGUCUGACACUUUAAUUCAGAAAUUUUAAAACGGAUGUGCUGAGUCAGCUAACCUUCUACGACGGGAUGGAAAUCAGUUCUUUUGUUCAGUGUAGCUCAAGAAAUUCCUCAUGAAAAAAAGAAAAAUCAUUAAUAGAAGCCUUACUAACUUCACUGGAUACUUCAUGAUACUAUGACUUCAUCCCUGUAAAUUUUCUGGAUUGAUUUAUACAAACCUUUAUAUAUGUUUGUAUCUGUUAUAGUAAAGGUGUGACAGAUGUAA
Molecule: messenger RNA, 5385 nt
Organism: Pundamilia nyererei
Lineage: Eukaryota; Metazoa; Chordata; Actinopteri; Cichliformes; Cichlidae
Product: contactin-associated protein-like 4
Exons: 19
Coding region: 1-2907 (968 amino acids)
Source: RefSeq, a predicted model, not a curated record